Impatiens glandulifera is the source of this 2753-nucleotide messenger RNA. RefSeq names its product isoamylase 3, chloroplastic. Gene Ontology annotation, molecular function: hydrolase activity, hydrolyzing O-glycosyl compounds. The transcript has 25 exons. The coding region runs from base 176 to 2494 and encodes 772 amino acids. Gene Ontology annotation, biological process: carbohydrate metabolic process. The record is from RefSeq and is a predicted model, not a curated record. NCBI's taxonomy places the organism in Eukaryota, Viridiplantae, Streptophyta, Magnoliopsida, Ericales, Balsaminaceae.
CUCGAACCAAUUACACCGUUCACGUGGGAAGGCAGAGAUAACGAGCCUCCCGCUUUAACUUCUCUUUCUAAGAUCAGCAAAAGGCGUUGUUGGAUCACGCAAAUUCUGUAACAUUACACCUUUCUUUCUUUCUCUCUCUCUCUCAGAAUUUUCAUCCACUCGAGGAAUCCACAACAUGCUCCAAUCCACUCUAUGUGAUUAUCCCUUAAGGUGUCCCUCUUUCGCUUCAUCUGUUACAAGUAAUGCCAAUCGGUCUUUUAUCGGAGCUACACGUUGCCACUGUUUACAUUUGGCGUGGAACAUAAAUAAAUUGAAGGACAAUAAAGGCUUUUCUCCCAUGAUAAAAGGCCAUCGCAAACACAAGGAUCCUAAUACCUAUAUGCAUCAGGCAGCUGAGCGGGUUCUUGAGGAAGAAACUUCUCAAAUGGAAGAAGGAAACCCACGAUUCAAAGUUUAUCCAGGUCAAGCAUAUCCAUUGGGAGUUUCUGAAGUGGAAGAUGGCAUCAAUUUUGCCAUCUUUUCACAGAAUGCAACUACAAUAUCCCUUUGCUUGACACUCCGAGACAGUGCAAAUCAUAAAGAUGAAAUGCUGGAGUUGCCUUUGGAUCCUCAUACCAAUAAAACAGGAGACAUUUGGCACAUCUGUAUUGAGGAUCUUCCUCGGAGUGGUGUUCUCUAUGGCUAUCGGGUGGAUGGUCCUCGAGAUUGGCACCAAGGACAUCGAUUUGACAAUAGCACUGUUCUACUAGACCCUUGUGCAAGAUUAGUUGAAGGCCGUCAAGUUUUUGCUGAUACUAAUAAUAUUUUUGCAAAGUUCCUGGGAACUUAUGAUUUUGAGAGCAUGCCAUUUGAUUGGGGAGAUGGUUACAGUUUUCCAAGUAUACCAGAGAAAGAUCUUGUCAUAUAUGAGAUGAAUGUCCGCGCUUUUACUGCUGACAAAUCCAGUGAGUUGGAUCCAAAAAUAAGUGGCAGCUAUCUAGGUGUUAUUGAGAAGAUACCACAUCUUCUGGAGCUUGGAGUCAAUGCAGUAGAGCUGCUUCCAGUCUUUGAGUUUGAUGAGCUGGAGUUUCAGCGGCGUCCAAACCCUAGAGAUCAUAUGAUUAAUACAUGGGGAUAUUCAACAAUAAAUUUCUUUGCUCCUAUGAGUCGCUAUGCAAGUGCUGGAGAGGGGGGGCCUUGUAAUGCUUCUAGAGAGUUCAAAGAAAUGGUUAAAGCAUUGCAUGCUGCUGGAAUUGAGGUGAUUUUAGAUGUUGUCUACAAUCAUACCAAUGAGGCUGAUGAUAAGAACCCUUAUUUAACAUCAUUCCGUGGAAUAGAUAACAAGGUUUAUUACAUGGUUGAUCUACAUAACAAAGGCCAGCUUCUGAACUACUCAGGAUGUGGAAACACGAUGAAUUGCAAUCAUCCAGUAGUUAUUGAGCUUAUACUUGACAGCUUAAGGCAUUGGGUUGACGAAUAUCAUGUGGAUGGUUUCCGCUUCGACCUUGCUAGCGUGCUUUGUCGAGGUACUGAUGGUUCUCCACUUGAUGCUCCCCCACUUAUUAGGGCGAUUGCUAAGGAUGAUAAACUGUCAAGGUGUAAAAUCAUUGCAGAACCCUGGGAUUGUGGAGGCCUUUAUCUUGUUGGAAGUUUUCCUAACUGGGACAGAUGGGGUGAGUGGAAUGGUAAAUACCGUGAUGACAUAAGAAGAUUUAUAAAGGGUGAUGCUGGUAUGAAGGGGAGCUUUGCUACUCGAGUUUCUGGUUCUGCUGACUUGUACAAUGUGAAUAAACGCAAGCCUUACCAUAGCAUAAAUUUUGUUAUUGCACAUGAUGGCUUCACAUUAUAUGACCUCGUGUCAUACAACUUUAAGCAUAAUGAUGCUAAUGGAGAAGGUGGUAAUGAUGGGGGCAAUGACAACUUUAGCUGGAAUUGUGGUUAUGAAGGUGAAACAGAUGAUGUCAAAAUUAAGUCUUUGCGUUUGAGGCAAAUGAAAAACUUCCAUUUGGCACUCAUGGUAUCCCAGGGACUGCCUAUGAUUCUAAUGGGAGAUGAAUAUGGACAUACCCGCUAUGGAAAUAACAAUAGUUACGGACAUGAUACUGCUAUCAAUCAUUUCCAAUGGAAACAGCUGGAGGCUAGAAAGAAAGAUCUUUUUAGAUUUUUCUCGGAAGUGAUAAAGUUUCGCCGGUCACAUCUGGUGUUUAGGCAUGAGAAUUUUAUUGGCCAGGAAGAAGUGACAUGGCAUGAAAACCAGUGGGACAAUCCUGAGAGCAAAUUUCUUGCUUUCACACUCCAUGAGAAAGAUGGUGGAGAUAUCUUCCUCGCAUUCAAUGCUCAUGAAUACUUUGUUAAAGUUGCAAUACCUUCACCACCGCAAAAGAAACGCUGGUUUAGAGUGGUAGACACUAAUCUGGAGUAUCCCGAUGACAUUGUCCCAGAAGGAGUCUCUGGGAUCGGAGCAACAUACAACGUCGCGCCAUACUCCUCUAUUCUCCUUGAAGCAAAGGUAUGAGAAAAAAUCAGAUAAGGACUUAAGAUAGAAGGGAAAACCUCAUCCUCCUCUUAUAAUUUGUAAUACUAAUGUUUUUCCAAUUAUACUCACUACUAUCGGAUCAGUGAUCAGUUAUUUAUAUAUUAUCAUUCAACUACUAAAUGGAGAAAAAAAGUAAUGAUAAUAAAGUAAAGAGAACGUGUACAAAUUUUAAUGUUGAUAUUCUGAAUUAGUUACAUGAUCCAAUAUAUAUACGUGACUUUGGGUUCAAAUUUCGCAA